Dendronephthya gigantea is the source of this 3416-nucleotide messenger RNA. Its product is annotated as DIS3-like exonuclease 2. The transcript has a single exon. Gene Ontology annotation, cellular component: P-body; exosome (RNase complex). Gene Ontology annotation, biological process: miRNA catabolic process. The record is from RefSeq and is a predicted model, not a curated record. Lineage: Eukaryota; Metazoa; Cnidaria; Anthozoa; Malacalcyonacea; Nephtheidae. The coding region runs from base 205 to 3162 and encodes 985 amino acids. Gene Ontology annotation, molecular function: RNA binding; 3'-5'-RNA exonuclease activity.
ACAAAAUAUAUGCGCGUUUUGCCGAUCAAGGACGUGUUUAUAUUUUGCGUCUAGAAAUCAUUGAAAAAACGGCAUUGUAACACGAAUUUAGUUAUUCAUCUUCAGAGUGAGUAUUAUACUAACAGCAAUCUGUGUUUGUAUCGCCAAGCCGUUUUGAUUUUUCACUAUAAUAUAACGAAAACGGCCCUUUAUGAAAGUCGCUAUAUGGCAUCGCCUGUGAGUGAAUAUAACGAGAUAAUACUGUCGGAAAAUUCUAAGAAUCCUGGUGAGCGUGUGACGGAAAAGGAAGAAGUCGACGGUGGUAAGCAAAAGGCAAAGAAACAUAGGCGAAAGCGCGGGAAGAAGCACAAGCCCGAUGAUAAAAAUGAAUUUGCAUUGAACAGCGAGGAAGUGGAUAAAGAUACAGGGCAAACUUCCGUACGGAAUAAGAGUCCCAGUGCAAAAAGUCAUGAUGUUCCAGAGACCCCAGAGAAGGGUUAUGAUACUCCAAAACAUCAUGUUCGUCAAUAUAGGGGGAAAACUCCAAGGCAUGGGCAAAAUCGUCCAGAUAAGUUCCCCGAAUCAAAUGCUACCCCACAACAGUCCUCUGGUCAUCACAGACAUGACACCCCAGGGGAACACAGACAGAACUCCCCCAGGAGACUAUUGAAGAAUGAAGGCCCUCAAACUCCAGUGACUGAUGAAUCCAGGCAGAAUGCUGGUCAUUCAUCCAAAAAGAAAAAGCAUAAGAAAAAGAAAAUUUACGAAGAGUAUUGGAGCAAAGAGAGAGUGUCAGAUGCUCUGAAACGCAACGAGAUCCACACAGGAAGUCUACGGAUAAGUGCAAAGAAUUAUGAGAUUGCAUGGGUUAGCGUGAAAGGCUUAAAAAGGGACAUAUCAAUUUCAGGUAUGCUGCUUCGGAACAGGGCACUUGAUGGUGAUGUAGUUGCUCUUGAAAUUUUGCCAAAAGAGAAUUGGAGAAUUAUGCAUGAAGAAAUGAAAUUUCAUGAAACUCCUGUUGAAGAUGCCACCGAAAAGCUUGCAAAUGUACAACUAACAUCCGAAGAAAAGGAUAUUGGUGAGAAUCAUGUAGGAAAGGGCAGUGACUUUUCUAAAAGUCCUGGCAAGCAAGAUAAGAUUAAUAUCCAUGAAGUACCAGAACAAUAUCUUCAGAAAACAGCUAAAGUUGUGUAUAUUAUUGAAAAGAAACAUACUCGGAUUGCUUGCGGUUACUUACGACCAAUGAAAGAUCCCAAUGAUACAGAUGGCCUGUUUUCACCGACCGACAGCCGUGUACCGAGGAUUAGAAUCGCUCACAAUGAUUGUCCUCCCGGUUUCUUUGAGAGGCCGCAAGAUUUUGCAACAACCCUGAUGAUCGUUCGCUUGACAGAAUGGCGUCGUGAGGCACCACUUGAUUCCUUUUUGGCUGGUGGUAUUUUCGCAAGAAGUCUCGGUGAAGCUGGUGAAAUUGAGCCGGAGACUGACAGUCUUCUGCUGAUAAAUGAUAUAGAUUCCAGUCCGUUUUCCCAAGAAGUUUUGGACUGCCUACCGAAGGAUUUACCUUGGAAAAUUCCCGAGAAGGAACUCGAAUCGCGACGCGAUUUUCGAGACGUUUGCGUGUUCACAAUAGAUCCGGCGACGGCUCGGGACCUUGACGAUGCACUGCAUUGCACCAAAUUUGAUGAUGGUACGUUUGAAAUUGGCGUUCACAUUGCCGAUGUUAGUUUCUUUGUGAAAGAAGGUACGGCUUUAGACGAGGUGGCUUCUGCUCGGGCCACUUCGACCUACAUGGUGCAGAAAGUCAUUCCGAUGCUUCCCCGACUGUUGUGCGAAGAAUUGUGUAGUCUGAAUCCGGACGAGGAUCGGCUGUCGUUCUCCGUCGUGUGGAAGAUGGACGGGAAUGGAGUUGUUCAGGACGAGUGGAUGGGGAAAGGAAUCAUACGAUCACGUGUAAAGCUGUCGUACGAGCAUGCGCAAGAGAUGAUCGAUGACCUGGAGAAGAGUUGGAGCGAGGACGAGCAUCCUCCGCUGGCCUGUGGCGCAACGAUCGCUGACAUCGUGAAAUGCGUUCGUAAUCUCAACAAGAUCGCGGUGAAGCUGCGUCGGAAGCGUUUCGAGAACGGAACGUUGCGACUGAACAAGGCAAAGAUUUCGUUUGAUCUUGAUGGUAAAACUGGUCUACCAAUAGGAUGGCAUCCGUACAUCCAACGUGAAAGCAACAAGUUGAUCGAGGAGUACAUGCUGUUAGCUAACAUGGCCGUCGCACAUCGUAUUUACAAAGCAUUUCCCGACAGAGCCAUGCUUCGUUGCCAUCCGAAACCAGACUCGAGGCAACUGGAAGAGGUUCGUGCUCUCUGCGUUUCGUUAGGCAUCAACUUCGAACAUCAGUCUUCGAAAGGAAUCCAAGAAACCUUGAAUACGUUUCCCGCCAAUUCUCCAGAGCAUUUGGUUCUUUCGCAUCUUUCCAUGAAACCCAUGAAGGCAGCAAAGUACUUCUGUGCGGCCACGGCUGAAGGGGAUCCCGAAGAGUUCCUACACUAUGCCCUCAGCGUACCUCUUUACACCCAUUUCACCUCGCCCAUUCGAAGAUAUCCCGACGUCAUUGUACAUCGACUGCUUGCCGCGUGUUUGCAAGUCGAGCCGGAACCUGAGUUCAAGUCUGAAGACCUCGAAGUGGUCGCUGGACGUUGCAAUGACAGAAAGCUCGCCGCAAAGAAGGCGGGGGAGGCAAGCGUGGAAUUAUACCUGGGCGUUUUUGUGCGGGAGUGUGGGCCUCUGACCGAAGAAGGUGUUGUUGUUCAUGUCUUGCACGAAUCGGUGGAUGUCUUGGUGCCGGAUUUUGGCAUCAUAAAGAGGAUCUACUUUAAAUUUUCCAAUGAAGUGAAGUCGUUUGAGUACCAAGAAGGAACCAAGAUCAGACCAGCUGAAGUCUCGAUAACGUGGAAGAGCCCGCAUGAUAAGAGAAAGUCUGGGGAAGAGAACGAAGGUACGAACGAAAGCCACAGGAAUGAUAAAGAGGAAGCAACAGAGAUUAAUCAUCGUCAGCAACAUCGCAGACGUACGGAAAUACUCAAGAUCUUUUCUCGUGUUCGAGUCUUGCUGAAAACCGACUGCGAUAAGACCAAGAAUAAAGGUGGACUGCGAUUCUCUGGCGAACUUCUUCAAAACGUUCAAAAAGAAUGAUGUGAAAACGCUCUGUGUGGGAACAUUUUAAUCGUUUUUUAAUUGAGAAAAAAUUUGAAUUGUGACUUUGUGUGAUUUUUACUACAUUUGAUGUGUCAAUUGAUAAAUUAUUACUGAAAUACGCAUGUUGGGCAUGUAUAAUUAUUUAACUUACAAAUCGAACCGUUAAAUUGGAAUAUUUUAAUGAAAUGAAUAUUUUAGUGUAACUUUUUAGGUAAUUUGGGACAAAGGAAAAUAAAAUAUUGCGUUUGUAU